This is a messenger RNA of Triplophysa dalaica, 7637 nucleotides long. RefSeq names its product tumor necrosis factor alpha-induced protein 2-like. NCBI's taxonomy places the organism in Eukaryota, Metazoa, Chordata, Actinopteri, Cypriniformes, Nemacheilidae. The transcript is spliced from 13 exons. Gene Ontology annotation, molecular function: SNARE binding. Gene Ontology annotation, cellular component: exocyst. Gene Ontology annotation, biological process: exocytosis; exocyst localization. Bases 317 to 2158 code for a protein of 613 amino acids. The record is from RefSeq and is a predicted model, not a curated record.
GUUCUGGGCAUGAACUGCAUAGUGCUCGCUGUUGUAACCUUGGAACAAUGAGACAAGACUGGCUGAGAGUAUAGCAGAGUUCACAACUUUGAUGCAACAAGGACAUCAGUGACGAGGGGUUAACGCAGGAAAAGUUUUCAGGUGGUUUUGGAUUUUACAGCAUUUUCCACUUUUGAACUCCAUGGUGAACACUUGGAGGCUACCGUGAGAGAAAGCUUAUUUCUGAAGCCAUGGAGAAACCACGAGGUUUCCAGGAAACGGUGAUGACACUGAAGUGGCCCUUGACACUACUGAAGAUUCCGCUGCUGAUUCUGAGAUGGGACGUGUGAAAAACAAUCAUGGAAUGAAAGAUAAAUUAAAAGGUCUGGACUUCAUGAAACAGGAGAAGAGUUCAAAAUGCGCCCCAGAAAUGCUAUCAGACCUUGACUUCAGUGAGAACCUGAACCAGAACCACCUGGCUGAAGCACAGCAGCAAUUGGUGGCAGCAGAGGAACGUCUCUUUGGAAAUUCAAAUGAAACGGAAAGAGCGGAGGAAGACGUAGACAAGUUGCAGACAGAUUAUGAACAAUUCAUUUUGCAUCUGAGGAUAAUCAUCCGUGAGUCCUUAAAUUUGGACAACCAGGAAAAACUCAAGAGUGCGUUGACUUCCAUACUUCAGGAGGAGGCACAAGACAGACGCUGGGAAAUGCUAGCAGCCGAUGAACGUCCACCUUGGAGACCAACGAGGUGCAGAGAGAUCCAUGACUCACUACUCCAGACUGUUGUGGAGGAACGAAUGAAGAAGGAAGAUGAGAAUACAGCGGACCUGUCUAGUUCCUUGAAGAGAGAGGUGUGCCGAAUGGGCAAACAAGUGCAAAAAGAUCUGCUCAGGGUGGUCAGAAGGUUGAGAGAAUGUUAUCCACCAGACUUUGACAUAUGCAGAACGUAUGCCCUGCUUUACCAUCAGGCGUUCUCCACCAGACUCAGAGAGUUGGCAAGAGCUGAUAUUGUCAUUGAGGAUUGCCACUACAUAUUGAGUUGGGUUGCCAAUUUCUACCCAAGUGAUGUGUUGCAGCACAAAGAUCUGGAGGAGCACAUCAACCAUUCAUCUCUUGGACCUCUGUUGCCUAAAGAAGAUCUUGAGAAAUUACAGGAACAGUACUUUUCAUACAAAGAGACUGAAGUUAAAAUGUGGUUGUCAAACGCUUUUGAGAAUGAAAUGAAGAGAUGGGCUGAUGGCAUGGAACCUGAACUCAUGGAUGGAUACUACUUCAGUGACCUUGCUGUCAACCUUAUAUCUCUUAUUGAUCCAGCUGUGACAGACAUCAAAACAAUUAUGGGCUCUGAAAGUAAAUCUGGAUAUAUUAUUUGCCACUUGGACAGUUUUCUAAAAAGAUAUAUGAAAUGCCUUGAGGAGCAUACUAAAACAAAACAAGAAAAUAUUCCCAAAACUCUCAGUGCUAGUCUGGUGAACAUGCACCUGUUUGGGGAUUAUGUACAAAAGGCAGAAAAUCUGUUCCCUGAGGAGACCAAAACAGCAUGUUUAUCCACAAUAGCAGACAUCAAAACAAUUUGUCACAGAUAUUUUCUCAGUCAAAUUCACACAGAUCUGAAGCCACUGUACCGUAAGCUUUGGACUCAAGCCUGGUUAGCAGAGCACCAUGAAGUAAUACAGGGGCUGGUGAAUGAGCUUGAAAAUCAGAUAGAUAAUCUGAAACAGCUGAAGCCUGUCUGCCGGGAGGAACUUGUGGGCGAGCUGCAUGUUGAAGUAAUGGUCGAGUAUGUGCGGCGAAUGAUGAAGAGAAAACUGAAGCUAAAAGGGAAAUCAACGCAGGAUCAAACUGCAGAUUUAAUGUGCAAAAACAGCCAAAUAAUCUGCUCUGUGUUUGCCAAAGUGGGGUCAAAAGAGGAAUGGCUUCAUGAAAUAGUGCCAAAGUUAUCUGAGAUUCUGAGACUUCAGGACCCUGGGAGUCUACAACUUGAGAUUGUCACUCUUGUAAAAGACUUUCCUGAUUUGAGUGAGCAGCAUAUUCUGGCUAUCUUGAACAUGAAGACCAACCUUUCGAGUUCAGAUCUGCGCAAGAUCAAAGGGUGUUUGAAGGACAACAGGAGCUUUCUAGAUGCUGAGUCUUCAUCUUCCUUCUUUUCUAAAGUUAUUGUGAAAAAGAAAAUCCUAUAAGUGCCUUUAUCAACCUUAUUACUUUUUAUCCACCUUAUUUUUUAACGCUGAAGUAAAUAAUGUGACAUACUUGUCUUGAAACUUCCGUUUUAUUAGCUGGCCAGUGGAAAACAAUGGAAGUGGUGUUGCAGGAGCAUGCUCAAAACACCAUAAAAACAGCUCUGGUGAAUAUUUUUCACACUAGCCAUGUAUUACAUAGUGGGAAGAUAAGCAGGCCUGAUAUAUCAUAUAAAGAUAUAUUCAAUUAUUUUACGUUUUCUCUCAGAGUUGAAUGUUCUUCGAUGCACAACUAUGAAAGCACCGUUAAAUUUACUUACAUGCACAGUGGGAAAGUCAGUAGAAAUUUGUACAUGACAUAAGCCAGGUUUCAAUUACAGAUUGUUUUCUAAAUGUCGAUUAAAACAAAACAGAAUGACUGCGUUUCCAGUAAAUGAUGUUAUUUGGUUAAAGAAUGUUUAGAUUCUUCUUGCGUUAAGUCAUUGUGGCAGAACUUCUUCUUUGUACGUUUAAUGGCAGGUUGCAAACAAACUUUCGUGCAUAGUGCUACUGUGAGUGAAGUCCAUAUUAAUGUGAAUUCCUUACAUCCCAUCCUUCUAAAUGUUCUGCCAAAACAUACCUCGAAUGGUCACGUGACUUAUAAAUACGACAAAAAAUUGUUGCCAUUGCAGUUUUGUGAAAUAUGCCAUUAUCGUAUUGCCUUAAAAAACACCUCAUACGAGCAUUACAACUAAUGUUGAGGUGAAUCGGCUUUCCGUCACAGAAAGAAAUCUCAGAGACAAGGGUUUAUUAAACUUUAUUUGCCCAAGCACGCAAAGUGAGACACUCAGAGUUCAUAUGAAUUUGUCCAUCGAAUACACAUCUGACUCCAUAUUUAUACAUUGUUCUCAAGUUGUUAUCACAGUUUAAACCAAUCAUGUUUUACCUGACAUCACCUUCUACCAACCAGGUUUCACAUGACAAAACCUAUUUUUGAUAGUCCAUCCUUUUCUGACCUUCCACAGUUAAAUGUCAAGCGCCAUAUAUCAGUAUUUAACUGUGGCAAAACCUUUUAAAAGCUUAAAAAUGAAAUGCACAUACAUACAUCUUAAAAUUGCAGUUGUAUGUUACGUUGUUAUUUACUACACCUUUGUUUAGUGUAUUUAAAGGGUAAACAUGUGCUUCAAUCAAUAUAAUAGUGUAUACUGUGUUCGUCUGUGACUAGUACCAACUAGUGUCUUCAAAAGCGUGUGUGUGUGUGUGUGAUGCUAAGCAGAUGUGAGGUCCAUAUCUGCUUGGUGCCCAUCCUAUGAGGCCCAAAGCCUUUGUUAAAAUCAGAGAAGUACAUGAACUUCUAUAACUAUCGUAAAUGUAUGCUUUUAUAUAAGAACAAAAUGUAUUAUUUUUAGAAACUUUAAAUGUAGUCUUUUAGAUAAGAAAACUCAGUAAUAUACCACACAGAAAAAACACCAUACUAAUAACGGAAGAGUGGAGAUACUGGUUGCUCUUGUAUGGCGGGUCUCCACCGAGCUGAAGCAUCUAUCACAACAAUAAGUGGCCUGAUACUGUAUAUGAGGUACCGUUAAUUCACUUGCAUCCAUUUCAAAUCUCUGCUCUUGGCCUACAAAACCCCCAGUGGUUCGGUAACUCCAUAUCUUAACUCGCUAAUUCAGAUUUAUGUAUCCGCCCAAUCCAUGCACUCUGCGAUCAAACAACGUCUGGUGGUGCCAUCCCACAAAGGGAAAAAAAUCACUCACUUUGCCUGGAUGUGUUCCAUGACUCUGGAAUGAUCUCCCUCUUGUCUUUAAGAAUCGGCUAAAAACACUUUUCUUCCGUAAACAUCGAACCCAUAAGAACAGUCUUCUACUUCUUUUCUACUUUCCUAUCCCCCCACCCCAAAAAACUUUACUUCGUAUAUUGUUAGGCUAACUGAGUCCAGUUUUUACUACACCUCUGCAAUGCUGUUCUUUUGAUGAAAAAAAUAUUCUAUUGUUUUCCUCUACUUUGUACAUAAAAUAAGUGUGUGCUAAAUGGUACAUAUCAUAUAAAGAUAUUAGGGCUGCAACUAACGUUCAUUUUGAUAAUACAGUAUUAUUUCAAUUAAUCGGAUAAAAAUGUAAUUAGAUCUUUUGUUUAUAACUAAAUCAGAGAUGAGAAAAGUUUUCAGAACUGAACUCAUUAGCCUUCUCCCAAAAUGUUUUGGAUGUACAUUUACCUUUACGUUGUACAUUUGGCAGACGUUUUUAUCCAAAGCGACUUACAUUGCAGUUACCUAUACAUUUAUACUUAAGUAUCAGCAAUCCCCUGGAAUCGAACCCACAACCUUAACAGAAUGCUCUUACCACUGAGCUACAUGAAAGCUUUGUCAUUAGGGAUGUCUUCCUAAUAAGCUCUAUGCACAACGUAUUUGAAUGUUAUAACGAAAUGUUAAUUUAUGAAAGUAUCAGUUCAAAUACGGUGGAACAGCAUUUCUGCAUAACACUGCUGUGUGCCGCAAUGUACAUCAUCUGCUAAAUUAAACUAUUUUCUUUAAGUUUCACCAACCAGAAACUGCAGAGGGUUCUGAAAGUGAAACGCGUAAGAUAUGAUUAAUUUUCAAAGAAUUGCAUUAAUACGCCCUAUUAGCACAGGAUUAGUAUUACCUGGGGACCUAUAGUCAUUUGUUAUGAUUGCAGAGGUUGUCUGUGACCUUAAUCCUGUGCAAAUCGGCAAUGUCUGUAAAUUGCAAAGUAAAAACUCUACCGUAAAUGGCCUACCAUACUUAAGAAAGCUUGAUAUUAUUCUGUUACCAGAGUAAAAGUUUGGUUAAAGAUUAACUAUUACAUUGUACUUAAAAUUACAUUUCACGUAGUGUGCAAUGUUGCUGUGUGUGAAUGUAUGUAUGUAUAUUGGCUUGGGAAAAAAGGAGUCGACUCAUAAUCACGCGAACGAGUCGUCUGUCAUUUUAAUUUCAGUUCCGGGUCAGAUUUGCGUCACUCAGUGUAACGGCUGCCUACGUUCCAUUUGCGACACUGAACGCGGUUUACCAAUCUCACGGCAGACUAGACCAUCUGACCAAUCAGAUCAGAGUGGGCUGACCGAAAGGAGCGGAUUACACAGAUGAUUCGCCGAACCAAUCAUUUGAGAAUCAGUCAAGAAGUAAGGUAACAUUAUGCUUGUUCGAGAUGGCCAAAUUCUGUGCAAAAUCCGUCUCUGUUGAUCAGCGUAAGAUGCAUGCUGGUUAGAAAUGUGUCCGCCUUGCUAUGAUGUCAUGCUGACGUUUGCCAAAAAACUCUCGCGUCAGCCUCGCCAAAAUCCGCAGGCGAGCGCAGUUGCUUCCCCCCGACUGCGUUGAUGAAUAGCGAACGAGUUGCUGACGACACAGCUUAAAUGCUCAUUGGGCGAAAAUGUCAGCUGAUAUCUUUUUUCAUACGGGUUCCAUUAUUAAGGCCAUUAACGAAAAUUGUUUUUUUUUUGUAUGAUUUAUAUGUGGAAAAAACACAUCUAUGUGAAAUAUAUUGCCUUCAUGUAAAAGCAGUGGCAAUUCAAUUGCACCGAUUUAAUCUGAUAUAAAGCGCUUUUUUAUUAAAGUAUAACAAAAAACAUUACAAAACAAGGUGGUAUACAGCUUGCAUUCAAAAACAUACGUUUUAGGGGGGCUGAGACAAGAAAAACAUAUAAAAGAUAAUAAAAAACAAACAACAAAGACAAAAAAGAAAGAUUAAAAAAUCAAUCAAUCAAUAAAUGAAUGAAUAUAUACAAAACACGAAAUUAUCAUUUAUGUAAUCGAAUACGUUCCAGCUUUUUAUGUUUAACUUUUGACAGCGUUUUUUAAUAUUGUCUCAAUUAAUUCUUAAAUACUAAAACAUGGUGAUUUAAAAAUUAUAUUUGGGAAUAGAGUCUUAGCGAACAUAAGUUAUUCAUUAAAAAAACAAUUUUACUUCCUUUUUCACAGCUUCCAUAUUUAAUUUUACAUAAACGUAAUUUAUCCACAAUUAUUGCAAUUUGUCCUUAAAAUAUGCUCUGUGCUUCCUCGAAAUAGUUACAGAAUUUACACAAUAGGCCUAUAUAAACUCUCCUGAAAGUUAAAUAUCACAUACAGUUUUUAAAUAAUUUUCUUUGUAUAAAAUGGAAACUUUCUAAGUUCUAAUAUGUUUAAGCAUUCGUUUGUCAAAAAAAUAUCGGAAUUAUUUUUUAUAGACUUUACAUGGCUAUGAGUUUGCGUCUGAUAUAAGUUUUAGAACAUUUCUCACUUUUAAACUCAGUUUGUCCAAGAAAAAUGCGAUAAAAAACGCGAACACGAUCCGUUCCAUUGACGUUUCCAGUCGACUCAAUAGCGCGAUUUGGAAAGAGUCUUGUGCUGUUUUCACUCCUCCUCUUACUGCAGCCGCCUGCUCUAAUCUUCUUUUCAUACGUGGCAACCCGCAUCUCGAAUAAGCCUAUAACUGCCUCUUAUUAGAGUAGGAAUUGUGUUUUUACCCUUUAUGUAUGUAAACUUGUUGUUGGACACAACAUAAACCAAGUUAAGGACGUUAAAAAUCACAAAAUAUUCAUCAAAAACUACAGAUGUUCAGUAUACACUAUUUAUAACUAUCUAACUGAAGAAUGUCUAUUAUAAAAGCAUCUUCCUUAUGAUAGCAGUAACCUUUUGCCUAGAUCUUGAAAAAAUGAAUUCUUGGCAUUAUAUCAACCUGAACCCUUAAAUGCUUUUUAACACUAAAGAAAUGUCCAUCUACUUUGAGCUCUUACUGGGUCAUCUGUUCUUCAUUAUUCACUCCAAGUCAUCCAUUCCAAGAACAUUUGUAAUAAAAUUUGAGUUUUGAAGUGAAAUGAAUUCAAAUGUCGACACUAUUUCUGUCUACAAAAAUAAGACAAAGCAGUUAAAAGCAGUAUAAAAUAAUUGUUAUUUUUUUACCAUAAAUAUUUCAGUCUAAUGACUCUAAACAUUUCACCUGUAGUGUAAUAUUACUUUGUAUAAAGGAUUUUUUUCAAUUUUUUUUGCAGUUUUAAGGGGGCGGUUUUACUGACAGGGUUUACAUAAAAUCUAAUCCUAAUUUCGUAAUCUUAAAAUAAACCCUGUUCCGGAAAUCACCCUUAAUGUCUGUGAACAAUUUUGCAAAUGUCACUUUAAAUACAUGUUUGUAUUACUUAUAAAUUGUUUAUUUCGUCACAGCAUUUCAAGCCAUUUUGUAGCUUUACAUCUGGAAUGUAACAAAGUUUUUACAGGGUUGUGAAAUGUGCCAAGAAAGUUGGAAAAACUGUAAGAUGUUGCAAAACAACAAGAACCAUUAUUUCAUGUGAAAAACAAUGGUGAGAUGUAUUACAUUUAGUCAUUUUUUGAAGUAUCCAUACUUUAUAUAUUUAUUAUGUAAAGACAUAAUGUAAUGUACUGUAUUAAUGUAUUCCAUCGGAAGUUGUUGUUUCGUGAUACAUCUGUUUCAUUACUAGGCCAGUACAUAUUCAUUGUCUUAAAUAAGAUUAUCUGUUGCUGGAGAACUAAAUGCAUUAAUAAAAUCCUUCAAUC